AGCCCCAAGUAGGUCCGGCGCAGCUGCGAGCUGUCUUCCUGCACACGGAGCACGAGCGGAGGAAGUCGAAGACGGUCACACAAGGCAACAUGAAGGUGGAAUUACUGCCAGCCCUCACAGACAACUACAUGUACCUCCUCAUCGAUGAGGAAACGAAGGAGGCUGCAAUAGUUGAUCCUGUGCAGCCCCAGAAGGUUUUGGAUGCAGUCAAAAAGCACGGCGUGAAGCUGACCACCGUCCUGACCACACACCAUCACUGGGACCACGCUGGAGGAAACGAGAAGCUCGUAAAGAUGGAGACGGGGUUGCGUGUGUAUGGGGGAGACAGCAGAGUCGGAGCACUGACCCAGAAAGUGUCUCACCUGACGUCACUCAAGGUGGGAUCUCUUAAUGUGAAAUGCCUCUGUACGCCGUGUCACACUUCUGGACACAUCUGUUAUUAUGUGACUAAGCCAAAUAGCUCCGAGCCACCUGCUGUUUUUACAGGUGACACGCUGUUUGUGGCUGGCUGUGGGAAAUUCUUCGAGGGAACUCCAGAGGAAAUGUACAGAGCGCUGAUUGAGAUUUUGGGCAACUUGGACCCCGAAACGAGAGUUUACUGCGGUCACGAGUACACGAUCAACAAUCUCAAGUUUGCUCGACACGUUGAACCCAAUAAUGUCGCUAUCCAGGAGAAGCUUGCUUGGGCCAAGGCCAAGUACGACAGCGGUGAGCCAACCAUACCCUCCACCAUUGCAGAAGAGUUUACAUACAACCCCUUCAUGCGAGUGAGGGAGAAGACAGUUCAGCAGCAUGCUGGGGAGACCGACCCCGUCCGAACAAUGGGGGCCAUCAGAAAGGAGAAGGAUAACUUCCGAGUCCCGAAGGACUGAGCACCCUGCCUGGAUCACUUUAAUGUCAGUUUAAGUGUAAUUUAGAAUGUUCAGAUGUUUUAGGAGUUGAACCUUCUGUUGUGGUUGAGACAGUCAUAUUUAGGUUUUUGGUUUGUUUUAAUUAAG
Messenger RNA from Tauraco erythrolophus (red-crested turaco), 998 nucleotides. NCBI's taxonomy places the organism in Eukaryota, Metazoa, Chordata, Aves, Musophagiformes, Musophagidae. The record is from RefSeq and is a predicted model, not a curated record.